Prorocentrum cordatum is the source of this 1078-nucleotide messenger RNA. The record is from the annotation of a GenBank genome assembly. NCBI's taxonomy places the organism in Eukaryota, Dinophyceae, Prorocentrales, Prorocentraceae.
CCUCGAGUUGCACAUGGGCGACUUCCACUGCGCGGGGCGCAAGGGCGAGGCGGGCAGCUUCGAGGACCUGAAGCGCAUCAGGAUCAAGCCCAACGAGGGCAUCUUCCUCAAGGCGCACGAGAAGCACAGCAGCAACACCAUCGCCGAGCUGUGGUCGAGGGGUGCUAACCCAGUCAGGACUCCCAACUUGGGGCCAGAGGAGACCGUCGAGCACUCCCCGCCGCUGGUCGACAAGCAGGUUGCGAGGUAUCAGUCGUGCGUGGGGAGUGGUCUCUACCUGGCUCAGGACCGCGCCGACAUCCAGAGGGCCGUGGGCACGUUAUCUGCUGAUCUGGCAGCGCCGACGGAGCGCUCCUGGAAGAAGCUGCUGCGACUCGGGACGUUCUCGGACAGCGACCACGGAGGCAAUGAGGCGAAGCGCAAGAGUACCACGCGUGGCGCGCUGCACGCGGGCGGCGUUAUUCUGGCGACACUUGUGAGGACGCAGGACCUGAUUGCAGCGAGUUCGGAUGAGAGCGAGGUCUACGCGCUGAGUACCGUGGCGAUGGAUGGCAAGAUGCUGAGGGACCUGCUCACCUGGCUCGGGUCCCAUACCGAGUGGACUUUGGAAACGGACCCUUCGGCAGCGCGCUCAAUGUCCCUGAGGCAGGGCGUCGGAAAGGUGCGUCGCUUGGACACGAGGGCCCUGUGGUUCCAGCAAGCGGCUCGCUUGCUCAAUUUGGAGGUGGUGGAGAACCCCGCGGACAUCGGAACGAAGUCACAUACGGCUGAGGUGCACGAGCAGAUCUGCAAGCAGGUUCGGCUGCGGCGCCCUGGCGGAGACUUCGGUGCAGUUCGCGAGGUCGAGGUGAAUGCGGUGAUCGAGAUGGUGGCGCGCACGGCUCGUGGCGCGCAGUUUGGCGGAAAGGUCUCAAGCAGCCCGACACUCAACACGGAGAUCUUGGCACUGUGCCUAGCGAUCCAGGCUCAGCAGGGUGAAGCAGUUGACAAUAUCGGCAGUGAGGACGACUACGGCUACAUGAUUGUGCCCAUGUUGGUCUUCCUCAGUUGGCUUGUCGCGUUCGUGAUGGGCUGUGCG